Messenger RNA from Malassezia vespertilionis, 2223 nucleotides. It is a transcript of the gene MAK5, whose product is annotated as RNA helicase. NCBI's taxonomy places the organism in Eukaryota, Fungi, Basidiomycota, Malasseziomycetes, Malasseziales, Malasseziaceae. The transcript has a single exon. Gene Ontology annotation, molecular function: RNA helicase activity; nucleic acid binding; ATP binding. The coding region runs from base 1 to 2223 and encodes 740 amino acids. The record is from RefSeq and is a predicted model, not a curated record. Gene Ontology annotation, cellular component: nucleolus.
AUGAGUGCUCGGAAGGAAGCGCGGAGCGAGGGGCGGCGUAGCGUAGUGCGCCAAGCAGACUUGCCAUGGACCUCGAUGGCCACGACAAGCGAGGCAGAUGCGGUAAAUAUGACGACGGAUGAUGGAUUCGAGAUGCUCGAUGCAGGGUGCGACGAUUUUAUGGGACUGCAAGUGGUCGAGGGAUUUGAUGUGCUGCGCGAGAAAGACGCUUCGGGGAAGCAUACGCUUACCAAGAUUGUCCAAGUCGAUGACAGUGAUAAAAUUCUUGCGGCGAAUAAUGCUGCCAAGCGCUCUGCGCAGCCAAAAAGCAAGGAUAUACGUGGCAAGGCGCCCAAAGCGGCCAAGAAAACUGCUCCACACGACAAGCCCGCAUCGAACAGCAAGCUUGAAACUGCAUCUCCUACACCACACAACGAAGACGAGGCGAUCAGUGCUGCGCUACACGCCGCGCGAGAGCAAAGCCUGCUUGCGGAGGACGACGCCGGUGACGAUGGCGACGAUCACGAGUCUGCCGACACCGAAGCGCCAGGAUGGCACGAUAUUCCAUUGCACCCACGGCUCAAGCAUGCGCUUGCAACAUGCGCGUUUACCAAGCCUACGCCAGUACAGGCAGCAACUAUUCCCCCUACGCUUGGCGGGCAGCGCGAUAUUGUGGGAAUUGCCCAGACAGGCUCGGGUAAGACGCUUGCGUAUGGCCUACCGAUUCUAAAUUAUAUCAUGGAGCGUGCGGAAGAUGCAUUGCCGAGUACGCGUCCUUUGGAAUCAUUGAUUCUUGCGCCUACUAGAGAGCUUGCCCUGCAAGUUCGCACGCACCUCCAGAACUUGUCUGACGCAUCGCACCGCUUUGCGCGCAUCGCAACGGUAUGUGGCGGCCUUUCCAUUCAGAAACAGGAACGUUUGCUUACGCAGCAUGGCGGCGCACACAUUGUAGUAGCAACGCCGGGCCGUUUAUGGGAUUUGCUCAAGACGAACGACGCAUUUGCGCGGCGCGUGCGCCAAACGCGAUUCCUUGUCAUUGACGAGGCGGAUCGAAUGGUGGAGACAGGGCACUUUGCCGAAAUGGACGCGAUCCUCGGCAUGGUACGCCGCACUGCUGGUGCAGCGCUGGAUGCCAACCCAGAAAUGCAGACGCUGAUCUACUCUGCUACCAUGGCCAAAUCCCUGCAGAUCAAUUUAAAGCGCCGCAAAUGGCGCAAAAACCAGCGCGCAGCACACAGCGCCAACACACUCGACGAUCUCAUGAGUCGCAUUGAUUUCCGCGAUGCAAACCCGCUUGUGCUGGAACUUUCUCCGGAGCGGCAUGUCGCAGAGACACUGACCGAGGCCAAGAUCGAGUGUUUGCGCAAAGACAAAGAUACCUACUUGUACUAUCUCUUGCUACGCUAUCCGGGCCGUACGCUUGUGUUUUUCAACUCGAUCGAUGCGGUGCGUCGCGUGGUACCCCUACUCCACGAACUCAACAUACCUGCGCACCCGUUGCAUGGCCAGCUCCAGCAGCAGCAGCGACUCCGUAAUUUGGACCGCUUCCGUCGAGAGCAGGGCACCAGUGUGCUGCUCGCCACAGACGUCGCCGCGCGUGGAAUUGACAUUGAAAGCAUCGAUCACGUUGUGCAUUUCCAAAUUCCGCGCAGCGCAGACACGUAUGUGCACCGCUCGGGGCGCACGGCGCGUGCGGGUAAACAAGGCAUUGCUGUCGCUUUGAUUGAGCCGUCCGAGCAGCGGUUAUGGCGGGAUAUCUGUGCGACGAUGCAACGUGCCGAGCAGGUACCAAGCUUGCCGGUCGAGUAUGGCUUCCUCGCACCGAUCCGCGAGCGGAUUGCGCUGGCAAGAAGUAUCGAUACACUGCUGCACACGGAAUCAAAACACGCUCAUGAUGAUGCAUGGCUUCGUGAUCUUGCACAAGAGGCAGAUCUCGAUAUGGACAGCGAGCCCGACGAUCCUGACGCUGAUAUGCACAUCGCCACAUCCAAAAAAGGCCGGCCGCGCUCCGCGCAGAAUCACGCGGCAGCAGCCAAGACGAGUGAGCUGCGUGCAGAGCUCGGCGCGCUGUUGGCAAAGCCACUGCACACGCGCGGCUUGCACCAGCGCUAUAUUACAAGUGGCGUGGAUACAGGCUUUGCACAAUCCAUGCUGCGCGGCGCACAGUCAAGCGAGAUGCUUGGUGUGAAGCGCAGCAGCGCACACAGUGAUGUGAAAAACCAGCAAAAACGUGCACGUAGGUAG